AUGGCUGAGAAAAUUGCUCUUGUUGAAAGUUACCUGAAUUGCCAUGUGUGUUCAGAGACUUUCAGAGAUCCUGUUUCUCUGACCUGUAGCCACAGCUUCUGUUCAAGCUGUCUACAAACAAUCUGGGAACAAGCGGAAGACAAAAACUGUCCCAUUUGUAAAAAGAAAUCCUCAAAGAACCAUCCACCUGUGAACUUGACACUGAAAGAACUAGCUGACUCCUUUGCUGGGAAACAGAAAGCUGGAUUAUCUGAGACAGAAAAAGAAGAAAAGAAGGUGGAGGUAGUGUGUAGCAAACAUCAAGAAGUGCCUACAAUUUUCUGUAAAGAUGAACAAAGAGCUGUGUGUCCUGUCUGUGAUGUUUCUCUCCACCACGGUCACAAUGUGGUUCCUGUAGAACAAGCAGUCAGUGACCUGAAGGACCAGCUGAAAUCUGACUUAAAGCCUCUACAGGACAAGAGGAACAAAUAUGAAGAAGUGGAGAAAACAUACAAUGAAAUGAUUGAACACUCCAAGAAGCAGCUGUUGUCCACAGAGAAGCAGAUCAGAGCAGAGUUCAACAAGCUCCACCAGUUCCUGAAAGAGGAAGAGGAGUCCAGACUGGCAGCUCUGAGGGAGGAAGAGGAGCAGAAGGGAAAGACUAUGAGCAGAGAGAUGAAGAGGAUUCAGGAGCAGAUCUCCUCUCUGUCAGAUAGUAUCUCUGCUGUUGAAGAAGACCUGCAGAAACACAAUGUGUCAUUCCUCAGCAGUUAUAAACCCACUCAGACCAGAGCCAUUGAGACCCAGUGCUCACUGUCAGAUCCACAGCUGGUCUCAGGAGCGCUGAUAGAUGUGACCAAACACCUGGGCAACCUGUCCUUCAGAGUCUGGGAGAAGAUGAAGGAGAAGGUCCACUUCACGCCUGUCAUUCUGGACCCAAACAUUGCACAUCCCCAUCUUCAUCUGUCUGAUGAUCUGACCAGUGUGAGACUUGGAGACGCAAAGGAGCAGCUCCCUGAUAAUCCAGAGAGACAUACUAAAUAUACCACUGUUCUGGGCUCUGAGGGCUUCAGUUCAGGGAAACACAGCUGGGAGGUGGAGGUGGGAGACCAUCCUGGCUGGUAUGUGGGUUUGGCUAAAGAGUCAGCUGACAGGAAGAGAGAGUGUCCUGCCUCACCAGAUUGUGGAAUAUGGUGUUUGCUGCAUCGCAGUGGAAAAUACACUAAUGGUUCUGGUAAGACUGUCAGAGUGAAGAAGAGUCUCCAGAAGAUCAGAGUCCAGCUGGACUAUGACAGGGGGGAGGUGUCCUUCUACAACCCUGAAGACAAGUCUCAGAUCUACACUCUCAGAGUCACUGAGAAACUCUUCCCUUACUUUAACCUUGUGUCAGCUGGUGAUUCUAAAACCACUGAUAUCAAAAUCUGUCAAACUGAGAUUUCUCUGUGA
This is a messenger RNA of Scomber japonicus (chub mackerel), 1425 nucleotides long. RefSeq names its product nuclear factor 7, ovary-like. Lineage: Eukaryota; Metazoa; Chordata; Actinopteri; Scombriformes; Scombridae. The coding region runs from base 1 to 1425 and encodes 474 amino acids. The record is from RefSeq and is a predicted model, not a curated record. The transcript is spliced from 2 exons. Gene Ontology annotation, molecular function: protein binding; zinc ion binding.